Protopolystoma xenopodis is the source of this 300-nucleotide messenger RNA. The record is from the annotation of a GenBank genome assembly. Lineage: Eukaryota; Metazoa; Platyhelminthes; Monogenea; Polystomatidea; Polystomatidae.
AUGGAGCACCGGCCGGGCUAUGCAGCUUCUUGUGAGGCGAUUCGUCUCAUGGGCGGACUGUGGCCAGACCAAAGCUAUCUGUCCGAGCAGGCAACCUUGGCGGUCGGCUUGAGGGUCACACUUGCCAACAGAGUCUGCGGCACAGAAGGUCCUGGAACCGACCCCUUUCGCGACGGAUUUAGUAGUUUUGUGACUUUAAUUGUCUUGACGGAGGUGCCUCAUGUCGUCGUCAUGGCAGCUGUACGUGGGACAGCAGAGUCAACUGAUCGGAACGCAGAAUUGGCUCAAGUUUUGGCCUGA